AUGGAUCCCUGGAGUGGAUACCAAAAUAUGCCGCCCGAUCAAGUGAACUGGGCGGACUUGGCACAAAGAUGGAUGGCCAUGAGAUCUGCACAAGAAAGUCCGGAUAAUGGACAUGAGAACAAUCACUUGAAUGGGUAUGGUGGAGGACACUAUGGAAGAGACAACGCACCACCUAGUCACUACGGACGAGGGAGUGGAUACGACGGCUAUGGACGAGAGAAUGUACUCCCUCCAUAUCAUCAAGGAGGUCCACCAGAUCAUAGCUUUGGUAGAGCUGUCGAAAGAAAUCAUCACGAUUACGGAAGACAUGAUAAUCUUCAUCCAGAUUCCGAAGAGUGGUCUACUUCAGGACCUAAUCGUCCCAUUUUUCCCUCUGCAGCACAAACCAAAAACGACAACCGCAACGAUUUUCAAGAUGGUUAUCGCGGACAAUGGGGAGCUGGACCACCUCCACCACCUCUUCUGGAACCUCGUAACUCUUCCGGAGAUUAUCACCGCUCGCCUGGACCGCCAUCUAACCAGUACUAUCGGCCCGACUUUCCACCAAGGCCAACCGGUCAGCCGAAUAGGAAUUGGGCACCACCUCCUGAAUGCCCUCCAGGCGGAUCAUCACUGCAUUGUCCACCACCAUCUUCUGGACCGAUUCCCCCUGUUGGGCCACCUCAGCACGGUUUACCCCCUCCGGGUGGUCCGCCGCAUCCUGCUGGGCCUCCGCCCGGACCUUCAUGGUACUCCCAGCAUUUCUACCCGCCUCCGUUUUCAUCCGGAGGCUCAAACCCAGUACCUCCUCAGCCGUCUGGGCAAAAUCAGCCGCCCGCGCCAGCGCCGCCUUUUUUCACUAUGGAUGCUACAGCAAGGAAAAAAUUACCAGCUUGGAUAUUGGAAGGGCUCGAAAAAGCAGAACGGGAAAAGUUGAAGCAGUUGGAAAAGGAGGAACGAAUGAGGGUAGCAGAAGAAGAACGAGCAAAGCGGCGAGCUCUCGCUGGGAAAGGGAAAUUCGACAGCAGCAGUGAAGACGAGGAUGAAGGUCAAGCAGAUGAUGAACGGUCACGUUCGAAGUCGAGACAAUCACUUGCUGCUGAUGACGACGAUGGGGAACCAGUUUUCUUAGCCAAGCGACGUCCUUUAGUCGAAGAUCUCCGUACAGAAGAGGAGAAGAAGGAUGAUGCGAUGAUUGCUGUGAGAUUCAUCAUGAUGUCGUUGCUCAUGGAAGUCACGGAUGAGACACUACAUUCGUGUAUUCUGGACAGCAUUCGUGAAGCAAGGCAUGAAGCUGAACCAAAGCUACUUGCGAAGAGUUCCGCAUUGGCGGCUUUGUCAAGUCUCGGCGGUGGCGACGAGAGCGAUGACGAAAGCGACGAUGGUGAGGAGGCAAAGGGAGCUGGAAAGGAUCGCACAGGUGGAGCUGCAUCACCAUCGAGUGAAUCGAGUGAGGAUAUUGCCGCAUUCAAGGCUCCUCUAGGGGUACCACGAAAGAGUAGUAAGCAAACGACUAACUCAACAGAAGCUACGUCGUCGGCUUCUGCAACAGAAAGUGGUAUGGAUUCAGUUAAAACGAAUUUACGCAGAUCCGGUAGGAACAGUGAUGAUUUAAAGUCUGAUAAAAGCAAUACCAAUGGGAAGGGGUCUGGCGACUCUGAGUCAAAACGACGAAAACGAAGUACUUCGCGUGGCAGAGAUCGGAAACGAAGUCGAUCAGGCGAUAGGAGGCGAAGUGGAUCACGGGAACGCAAGCGUAGCAGAAGUCGUGAACGCCGUCGUAUAUACACCGGUCUGGUGGAGACGCGCAAGAAAAAUCAGAAUGUGAAAGUUACGGUGGCCGAUGAUGUGCCGUUGCCGAGGAGGGCAGCCUCCGCUAAAUCUCCGCCCGUACAGAAGAAGGGCGGCAAGCAUGUAGAAGAACCGAAACACGACGACGACAACUCCAUCGACGACGUUGACGAAGACAAAAUUGACGAGAUUUUGCGCGAUGCCACCCGUAACCUCGUCAUCUUCUUCUAUGAUGGCAGAGCUCAAUGUCCGUCCUGUGGAGAGGCGUUGUCCGAGGUGGAAGAGAUCGAUGACGACAUCGAAGCUACCGGAUAUGUCCAGGUUGUGAAAACGGACGAUCGCUCAGUUGCCCGCGAUCUAGGCAUAGUCACUUUCCCUUCACUUGUAUACUACAGAAGGAAAAAUCCGAUUCUUUACGACGGUGAAUUCAAGGAUUCCGAGGAGGUCUUGCGUUGGUUGCGAUCUCAUGAAGAAGUUGUUACAUGGGAUCUAACUGACGACAACUUUGAAUCGCGCACUGAUUCCCAUUCUCCUGACGAGGGGACCCUGGACUGGUUUGUAAUGUUUUACGAUGCAGACGAGGGACCAUGCAACUCCUUUAUUCCUAUGUGGGAGACGGUUGCUCACAAGCUUCGCGGACUCGUUCACGUUGGCAAAGUUGAAACGUCUAUCAACGACGACGUCACCGACAGAUUCCAUAUCGAUGAGAAUGACUGCCCAACAUUCCUACUGCGAGUAUUUCAGGAAGCUUCUUUUCUGUUCUUGAAGGAAGCAGCUAAGGACGUCAGGACUCUAACCAACUUCGCUUUGUACAAAUUCAAAGAACAACGAGGAAUGAGGGUUCCUGAACCCCCAACUGCUAUUGAGCACUUGUACGAAUACACGAAAGAGAAGAUUCUUGACGUUAUGGAGGACAAUCAAAUGUUGUCAGUGAUUGGUGUCGGUGGUCUGAUCCUGAUUGUUGCCGUCACGCUUAUCAUCAAAGCCUACAGAAUCAAGCAGGAAAACAAGGCGAAAAGCUCAUGA
Molecule: messenger RNA, 2796 nt
Organism: Necator americanus (New World hookworm)
Lineage: Eukaryota; Metazoa; Nematoda; Chromadorea; Rhabditida; Ancylostomatidae
Exons: 23
Coding region: 1-2796 (931 amino acids)
Cellular component (GO): nuclear speck; presynaptic active zone
Molecular function (GO): RNA binding
Source: RefSeq, a predicted model, not a curated record